Molecule: messenger RNA, 3827 nt
Organism: Anguilla anguilla (European eel)
Lineage: Eukaryota; Metazoa; Chordata; Actinopteri; Anguilliformes; Anguillidae
Gene: adcy2b
Product: adenylate cyclase 2b (brain)
Exons: 25
Coding region: 91-3516 (1141 amino acids)
Biological process (GO): cAMP biosynthetic process; adenylate cyclase-inhibiting G protein-coupled receptor signaling pathway; adenylate cyclase-activating G protein-coupled receptor signaling pathway
Cellular component (GO): plasma membrane
Molecular function (GO): adenylate cyclase activity
Source: RefSeq, a predicted model, not a curated record
UUCGACGCUCUCUCUCUCUCUCUCUCUCUCCCUCCCUCCCUUUCCCCGGGUCCCUCUCUUCAUUCCACUUCCAAACAUGUUGCCUGGACGAUGCUGCGGUGCGGAGCUCCAGCUUUCCUGCCCGCGUACGGGACCGGCGCCGGCUCGCCGCAUCUGACCGAGCCGGGGGAGGAGGACCCGGGCGCGCGGCGCGGGGAGGCGGCGGUCUCCGCGUGGGGGGAGGCCAUGCGCGGGAGGCGCUACCUGCUGGAGAGGCCGGAGAGUGGAGCCGGUGGCGGCGGCGGGGGCAGCGGCAGCGGCGCGGGGGGGAAGCAGAAGUCCACCGACUGGCUGUACGAGUCCUACUACUGCAUGAGCCAGCAGCACCCGCUGAUCGUGUUCCUGCUGCUCAUAGUGAUGGGAGCCUGCCUGGCUCUGCUCGCCGUCUUCUUCGCCUCUGGGCUGGACAUGGAAGACCACGUGGCGUUCUUAAUCACGGUCCCCACGGCCUUGGCUAUUUUCCUGACGAUCUUCGUACUGGUCUGCAUCGAGUCCGUGUUUAAGAAGCUCCUGCGUCUCUUCUCCCUGGUGAUCUGGGGCUGCCUGGUUGCCAUGGGUUACUUGUUUAUGUUUUUUGGAGGAAUAAUCUGCCCCUGGGAUCAGGUCUCCUUCUUUCUCUUCAUCAUCCUGGUGGUGUACACCAUGCUGUCUUUCUCCAUGCGGGAUGCCGUGAUUGCCAGCGUGCUGACCUCGCUCUCCCACACCGUCGUGCUGAGCGUGUGCCUGUCGGCCUCCGCUGAUAAGAUGGAGCCCCUGGUGUGGCAGAUUUUGGCCAACGCCAUCAUCUUCAUCUGUGGCAACAUGGCGGGGGCCUAUCACAAGCACCUCAUGGAGCUGGCGCUGAAGCAGACCUACCAGGACACCUGCAACUGCAUCAAAUCCCCCAUUAAGCUGGAGUUCGAGAAGCAUCAGCAGGAGCGCCUGUUGUUGUCCUUGCUCCCGGCUCACAUUGCGAGGGUGAUGAAAGCAGAAAUCAUACAGAGGCUGCAGGGGCCAAAUUUCGGCCAAGCCGAGAACACAAACAACUUUCACAAUCUCUACGUGCAACGGCACACCAACGUCAGUAUUCUAUAUGCAGAUAUUGUGGGAUUCACCCGCCUGGCUAGUGACUGCUCACCAGGAGAGCUGGUUCACAUGCUGAAUGAACUCUUCGGCAAAUUCGACCAGAUCGCUAAGGAGAAUGAGUGCAUGAGGAUCAAAAUUCUGGGGGACUGCUACUACUGCGUGUCUGGCCUUCCGGAAUCCCUGCCCAACCACGCCAAAAAUUGCGUCAAAAUGGGACUCGACAUGUGUGAAGCUAUAAAGAAAGUGCGGGAUGCCACCGGAGUAGACAUUAAUAUGAGGGUCGGAGUCCAUUCAGGCAAUGUUCUGUGUGGUGUCAUUGGGCUUCAGAAAUGGCAAUAUGAUGUUUGGUCACAUGAUGUUACACUAGCCAACCACAUGGAGGCUGGAGGUGUGCCUGGGCGUGUCCACAUCUCCUCGGUAACCCUGGAGCACCUGAAAGGGGCGUACAAAGUUGAGGACGGGGAUGGGCAAAACCGAGAUCCCUAUCUGAAGGAACAUGGGGUCAUCACCUUCCUGGUCAUCAACCCCAAGGCGGAGAGGCGCAGCCCGCAGCUCAGCUGCCGUCCCCGGAACUCGCUGGACGGGGCCAAAAUGAGGGCGUCGGUCAGGAUGACCCGCUACCUGGAGUCCUGGGGGGCCGCCAAGCCCUUCGCCAACCUGCACCACCGCGACAGCAUGAGCACCGAGAACGGCAAAAUCAACACCGUGGAUGUGCCAAUGGGGCAGUAUCAUUACCAGCGCAGAACAGAACGAAAAUCCCAGAGGAAGAGAUUCGAGGAGGAGCUGAAUGAACGAAUGAUUAGAACCAUUGAUGGAAUCAACUCCCAAAAACAAUGGCUGAAAUCUGAAGACAUCCAGAGGAUAUCCUUGUUCUUUCACAAUAAGACACUAGAGAAGGAGUACAGAGCAACGACUUUGCCGGCUUUCAAGUAUUACGUCACCUGUGCAUGCCUGAUAUUUUUCUGCAUCUUCGUAGUACAGAUUCUGGUCUUGCCGAAAACUGCAGUCCUGGGGAUAUCCUUUGGGAUGGCGUUCGUCCUGCUGUCCUUGAUCCUGCUCAUCUGUUUCGCCGGCCACCUCUUGCAAUGCAGCAAAUCCGCCUCCGGUUCCCUGCUCUGGAUCUUGAGCUCGUCCAGAAUCAUCGCCAACAAACCCUGGCCACGUCUCACCCUCACCAUGACAACCACUACACUGAUAUUAAUAAUGGCCGUUUUCAAUAUGUUUUUCUUAGAAGACAAAAUGAUGCCUGCAGCGUCGAACGCCUCCAAUGAAACGUCGUAUUACUCGAACGCCCAGGGUCCGCAAUUCCCAGAGAAUAAUUUUUUCUACCUUCCUUAUUUUAUAUACAGUUGCAUUCUGGGCCUUGUCUCGUGCUCAGUGUUCCUGAGGAUUAACUACGAGCUGAAGAUGGUGAUCAUGCUGGCCGCUGUGGCGGGCUACAACACCAUCAUCCUCCAGACUCACGCUCCCGUGCUGGACGAGUACAGCAGGUUCCUCUACAAAAGCCAGAGUCUGGACAGACCAGGAGUUCUGAAAGACCUGAAGACGAUGGGCUCUGUCUCUCUAUUCAUAUUUUUCAUCACUCUGCUUGUUUUGGCUAGACAGAAUGAAUAUUACUGUAGGUUAGAUUUCCUGUGGAGGAACAAGUUCAAGAAGGAAUGCGAGGAGAUCGAGACCAUGGAGAACCUCAACCGCGUCCUGCUAGAGAACGUUCUUCCAGCCCACGUUGCAGAGCACUUCUUGGCGCGUAACUGGAAGAAUGAGGAUUUGUACCACCAGUCGUAUGACCUGGUCUGCGUCAUGUUUGCCUCAAUUCCAGACUUCAAAGAGUUCUACACCGAAUCAGACGUCAACAAAGAGGGCUUGGAAUGCCUGAGACUGCUCAAUGAGAUCAUUGCAGAUUUUGAUGAGUUGCUGUCCAAGCCCAAGUUCAGCGGCGUAGAGAAGAUCAAGACUAUCGGCAGUACUUAUAUGGCCGCCACGGGCCUGAACGCGUCCCCUGGGCCAGAGUACACACAGGAACAUGACAGACAGUACAUGCACAUCGGCACAAUGGUGGAGUUUGCCUUUGCGCUGGUGGGAAAACUCGACGUCAUCAACAAACAUUCCUUCAAUGACUUCAAACUCAGAGUCGGCAUCAACCACGGCCCCGUCAUCGCCGGGGUCAUUGGAGCGCAGAAGCCCCAGUACGACAUUUGGGGGAACACCGUGAACGUGGCCAGCCGGAUGGACAGCACCGGGGUACUUGGGAAAAUACAGGUCACAGAGGAGACCAGUCGGAUCCUUCAGACCCUCGGUUACAUGUGCUCCUGCAGAGGAAUAAUCAACGUCAAGGGGAAAGGGGAGCUGAAGACCUUCUUCGUUCACACGGAGAUGACCAGGUCCCUCUCGCAAGGGAACGUAAUGCCCUGACCGUUGUGCAUGAAAAACUGCAGCUGGCCAACAGGCUCGACCACGACCAGGCUGCCAAGCGAAUCCGCAUCCGAAACCACAGCGCGCGUCCUGUAAAUAGCUCCGCCUUGUCCGUAGAUGAUCGAAAUCUUGGAUGGAUUUAUUUACAGUGCAAGUGGUGCCGUGUCUCCAUCUCACGAACUGGGUUGUGUGCUACAGGUAUUUAGAUACAUUAGGAGCAGUUUUGUAAGAAAACGAAUAAACAAAAAGUGUUUUGAUGUUUUAAUGACAUUGUUUUGUAAAGCCUAUUCAUUAAAAGUUUGUACAUAUGA